Suillus discolor is the source of this 192-nucleotide messenger RNA. RefSeq lists its product as uncharacterized. The record is from RefSeq and is a predicted model, not a curated record. Lineage: Eukaryota; Fungi; Basidiomycota; Agaricomycetes; Boletales; Suillaceae. The annotation marks the transcript as partial. The transcript has a single exon.
GAGGCACUCUUGGAUCAGCAUGUGGCAGCAGGAUGGCUACAACCAUCCUCAAGUUCAUUUGUGUCCCCCACAUUCCUAAUCCUGAAGAAGGACUCCACAGCUCUACCAAGAUGGGUAAAUGACUACUGCAUAUUAAACACAAAUACCAUACCUGAUAAUCACCUGCUGCCAUGGAUAGACAAGAUUUUGUGA